Messenger RNA from Chelonoidis abingdonii (Abingdon island giant tortoise), 1904 nucleotides. RefSeq names its product methylcrotonyl-CoA carboxylase subunit 2 (gene MCCC2). Gene Ontology annotation, biological process: L-leucine catabolic process. Gene Ontology annotation, molecular function: methylcrotonoyl-CoA carboxylase activity. Lineage: Eukaryota; Metazoa; Chordata; Testudines; Testudinidae. Gene Ontology annotation, cellular component: methylcrotonoyl-CoA carboxylase complex; mitochondrion. The record is from RefSeq and is a predicted model, not a curated record.
CCUGAGCCUGGAGCUUCCGUGCCGCGAUGCUGGCGGGCAUGAAGUGGCGGCUGGGGCUACGGCUCUGUCGCCAGGCCGCGACUCUGUCCCGUGCGUACCACGGGGACAGGGUGGCCGCGGUGGGCUCGCAUCCUGACGCCGGCUCCCCGCUCUACCAGGAAAACUAUGAACGAAUGAAAGCACUAGUAACUGAACUCCAAGAGCUAGCAGAAAAAAUCAGAUUAGGGGGUGGAGAAAAGGCACGGAAGCUUCAUACAUCAAGAGGAAAGCUAUUACCCAGAGAGAGAAUUGACAGACUCAUAGAUCCAGGGUCUCCAUUUUUGGAGUUCUCCCAGUUUGCGGGUUACCAGUUGUAUGGUAAUGAAGAGGUACCGGCAGGAGGCAUUAUCACAGGCAUUGGAAGGGUGUCAGGAGUGGAGUGCUUGAUUGUUGCUAAUGAUGCAACUGUCAAAGGUGGUACUUACUAUCCAGUCACGGUGAAGAAACAUUUACGUGCUCAAGAAAUUGCAAUGCAAAAUCAUCUCCCUUGUCUAUAUUUAGUUGAUUCAGGAGGAGCGUAUGUACCUGCAAUGGCUGAUGAAAGUAUAAUCCCUGACCAUGGGGCCCAAGGCCAAAACUUCUUGGAAAGAUAAGUCAUUAGUUACCUGCACAUUGCACAGGUUAAAGCGGCAACUGGUGAGGAGGUAUCAGCGGAGGAUCUUGGAGGUGCUGAUCUUCACUGCCGAAAGUCUGGUGUAACUGAUCACUGUGCUUUGGAUGACAAUCAUGCACUUCAUCUAGCUAGGAAAGUUGUGAGGAGUUUAAAUUACCAAAAGAAAGUAGAUGUGACAGUAGAACCAUCAGAAGAACCUUUAUAUCCUGCUGAUGAAUUAUAUGGAAUAGUUGGGGAUCAGCUUAAAAGAAACUUUGAUGUCAAAGAGGUUAUUGCUAGAAUUGUAGAUGGAAGUAAAUUUGAUGAAUUCAAAGCCUUGUAUGGGGAUACCUUAAUCACAGGAUUUGCUAGACUAUUUGGUUACCCAGUAGGAAUUAUUGGAAACAAUGGAGUUCUCUUCUCUGAGUCAGCAAAGAAGGGAACUCAUUUUAUUCAAUUAUGUUGCCAAAGAAAUAUUCCUAUUGUGUUUUUGCAGAACAUCACAGGUUUCAUGGUUGGUAGAGAUUAUGAAGCUGGAGGAAUAGCAAAGGAUGGAGCCAAGAUGGUAACUGCUGUAGCCUGUGCCAGUGUACCUAAAAUAACAGUAAUUAUUGGAGGAUCCUAUGGUGCUGGAAACUAUGGUAUGUGUGGAAGGGCAUAUAGUCCAAGAUUUCUUUAUAUGUGGCCAAACGCUCGCAUCUCAGUGAUGGGAGGAGAACAAGCUGCAACUGUCCUGGCCACAGUAGCUAAGGACCAAAAAGCAAGGGAAGGGAAACAGUUAUCUGAGGCAGAUGAAGCAGCUUUGAAGGAGCCAAUCAUUAGGAGGUUUGAAGAGGAGGGAAAUCCUUAUUAUUCCAGUGCAAGAUUAUGGGACGAUGGAAUUAUUGACCCCGCUGAUACAAGACUUGUUUUGGGUCUGAGUCUUAGCGCAGCACUAAAUGCACCCACCAAAAAGACAGAAUUUGGAGUUUUCAGGAUGUGAUCUAAAUGACUUUUCAGAACACCCUUGUACAUUGUUAAUCAAGGUUAAAGAUCAAAUGUACACAGGUAAUUCUGAGGAGUUCAUACAUUUAGAGUUUUAAUAUAACAAUUUUCAUACCAUGCUUAAGUAUAUUUUUUUAAUAUCAUCUGAGAUCAGUCCAUACAUCAUUUCUGUAAUACUGAAUCUGGCAUUUGGGUGAAUAAAUUGUAACUAUCAGCAUUAAGCUAGAUCUGUUUGUCAGAGAAUCAUCGCUAUAAUCUCUUAACCAUUAAAAUUACAUCCACGAAAUGA